This is a messenger RNA of Arctia plantaginis, 6690 nucleotides long. The record is from the annotation of a GenBank genome assembly. Lineage: Eukaryota; Metazoa; Arthropoda; Insecta; Lepidoptera; Erebidae.
AUGGUUUUACAAAACACAGGGAAAUAUCGUGCUGACAGAGGAGAUUUCAAUAGAAACGAUGCAGGAUCUUCUUCAGGACCUAGAGAGGAAUCUUCGGAGUCCCGUAUUCGCGUGGCUUUGGAUAAUGAUAGGAUUGAUUCCAAAUAUGGUUUUGAUAGAGUUCGAGAUGUCAAAGAAAGGACUGGUUAUUUGUUAAACAUGCAUACCGCUGAAAUAUUAGACGAGGACAAAAGGCUAGUGGCUGCAAUGGACUACUACUUCAUAGAGAUGGAUGGCACUAGGUUCAAAGUCUCCAUGACUUUCCAGCCUUAUUUCCUCAUCCUGGCCCGGAAAGAAUGUGAACAAGAAGUGAUACAUUUCCUGUCUAAAAGAUUUGCGGGCACAAUACACAAGAUUAAUGUCAUUGAAAAAGAAGAUUUGGAUUUGCUUAACCACCUAUCAGGCUUACAGCAGCGCUAUAUAAAACUUUCAUUCAUAUCUCAAACAGAAAUGAUGAAGGUAAGAAAAGAGAUUUUAACUGCAGUAAAUAAAAAUAAGGAGAGAGAGAAAAAAGAUCAAAUAUACACUGAACUGUUAACUAACGCUUUGACUAGUGCAGCUGCUGUGGAGCAUGCUAAGAAGACUACUGAUCAUAUGGAGAAUAUUCUAGAUAUCAGAGAACAUGAUGUGCCAUACCAUGUUAGAGUAUCUACUGACAUGCAAAUUUUCUGUGGUACCUGGUACACCAUAAAAAGUAGAGGAACAGAGACACCAAUAUUCACAAAAAGAGAUGACAUCAUUGAGAGACCUGAUCCUAUAGUGUUGGCAUUUGAUAUUGAGACAACAAAACUGCCCCUUAAGUUUCCAGAUUCACAGACUGACCAGAUUAUGAUGAUCUCUUACAUGAUCGAUGGUCAGGGGUACCUGAUCACAAAUCGUGAGAUUAUAUCAAUGGAUGUUGAAGAUUUUGAAUACACCCCAAAGCCAGAGUUUGAAGGGCAAUUCAUAGUGUUCAAUGAAGAAAAUGAGCUUGCACUUCUACAUAAAUUCUUUGAUCAUAUAAUGGACGUUAAACCACAUAUUUUUGUCACAUAUAACGGUGACUUCUUUGAUUGGCCGUUCGUUGAGGCACGCGCAGCGAUUCUUGGGCUAGACAUGAAGCAAGAAAUAGGAUUCAGUAGAAUAACGGCCAGGGACGGUACUUAUGCUUGUAGACCUGCUAUGCAUAUGGACUGCUUAUGUUGGGUAAAGAGAGAUUCAUAUCUACCAGUUGGUUCCCAAGGUUUGAAAGCAGUAGCAAAAGCAAAAUUGAGAUAUGAUCCGGUUGAGUUGGACCCUGAGGAAAUGUGCAGGAUGGCGGCUGAACAGCCUCAGGUGCUAUCAAACUACUCUGUAUCAGACGCGGUGGCGACAUAUUACUUGUACAUGAAGUAUGUGCACCCAUUCAUAUUCGCCUUGUGUACCAUCAUCCCCUUGGAACCAGACGAGGUUCUCCGUAAAGGUUCAGGCACACUAUGUGAAUCGUUACUAAUGGUGCAAGCGUUCCACGCGAACAUCGUGUUCCCCAACAAACAAGUAGAAGAGCUCAAUAAACUUACCAGUGAUGGACACGUGUUGGAGACAGAGACAUACGUCGGUGGACACGUCGAAGCGUUGGAAUCAGGCGUCUUUAGAGCAGAUAUAAAAUGCAAAUUCAAAAUAGUACCAUCGGCCAUAGACAAAUUAAUGGAAACAACUGAGAAAACUAUGAAACAUGCCAUAGAAGUGGAGGAAGGCAUUCCGUUAGAUUUGGUGACGAAUUUCGAUGAUGUGUGUGCAGAGAUUAAAGCGAAGCUACAACACAUGAAAGAUCACCCGAGAAGAGACGAGAACCCAUUGAUAUAUCAUCUUGAUGUUGGUGCUAUGUAUCCUAAUAUUAUUUUAACCAAUAGACUGCAACCAUCCGCGAUGGUAAACGCCAGUGUGUGCGCGGUCUGUGAUUAUAACCGACCCGGCGCCACUUGCCAAAGGCAUAUGGAGUGGAUGUGGAGGGGAGAAUAUUUACCUGCAACUAGAAGUGAAUACCAGCGCAUCCAGCAGCAACUGGAAACAGAAAAAUUUCCACCGCUACACCCUGGUGGUCCAAAUAGAGCUUUUCACGCCUUGCCAAAAGAAGAUCAGGCGGCAUACGAAAAGAAGCGUCUAGCAGACUACUGCAAGGUCGCUUACAAAAAGACGAAGGUGACUAGAACUGAAGUGAGGACUACAACAAUUUGUCAGAAAGAAAACUCUUUUUACGUCGACACCGUCAGAGCGUUCAGGGAUCGUCGCUACGAGUACAAAGCUCUGAACAAACAAGCAAAAGCAAAGGUAUCAGAAGCUAUAGCCAGCGGAGAUGCGGCCGAAAUCAAAUCUGCUAAAAGUCGAGAAGUUUUAUACGAUUCCCUACAACUUGCUCACAAGUGUAUCCUUAAUUCUUUUUACGGAUACGUUAUGAGGAGGGGAGCGCGUUGGCACAGCAUGGAAAUGGCUGGUAUUGUUUGUUACACCGGCGCUAACAUCAUUAUGAAGGCGCGAGAGAUCAUCGAACAAGUCGGCAGGCCCCUUGAGCUCGACACUGAUGGAAUCUGGUGUAUACUGCCUUCUUCGUUUCCUGAAAACUUCACCGUGCACACAACCCACGCUAAGAAAAAGAAAAUCAAUGUUUCAUUCCCAAAUGCAGUGCUCAAUGCCAUGGUUAAAGAUCAUUUUACAAAUGACCAGUACUUCGAACUAACCGACCCCGAAAAUAAAAAAUACGAACAACGCGCCGAGAACUCUAUAUUCUUUGAAGUGGACGGUCCAUAUUUAGCCAUGGUCCUGCCGGCGUCCAAGGAAGAAGGCAAGCGGCUGAAGAAACGAUACGCCGUCUUCAAUUUCGAUGGCUCACUAGCCGAAUUGAAAGGUUUUGAAGUGAAACGCCGAGGCGAAUUGCAGCUCAUCAAAAUCUUCCAGUCUUCAGUGUUUGAAGCCUUCCUCAAAGGCAACGAUUUAAAGUCAUGCUAUGACGCAGUCGCUAAAGUGGCAGACUAUUGGCUCGACGUUCUCUACUCCAAGGGCAGUAACAUGCCAGACUCCGAGCUAUUUGAACUAAUCUCCGAGAAUCGUUCCAUGUCUAAAAAGUUAGAAGACUAUGGUGGUCAGAAGUCCACAUCAAUUUCUACUGCUAAACGAUUGGCUGAAUUUCUGGGUGACCAGAUGGUGAAGGAUGCUGGUUUAGCCUGCAGGUUUAUAAUAUCGAAGAAGCCGGAAGGUGCUCCAGUGACGGAACGUGCGAUCCCUCUCGCUAUAUUCCAAUCACCGGCCUCCGUUAAACGUCACCACUUACGUCGGUGGCUUAAAGACAACAGUAUUACUGAAGAUAUCGAUAUUAGGGAUGUACUCGACUGGGGCUAUUAUAUCGAACGAUUGAGUGGGGCUAUACAGAAGAUCAUCACUAUUCCAGCUGCUAUGCAGGGGCUAGACAACCCAGUACCUCGAUGUCAGUACCCAGACUGGCUUCACAAGAAGAUGCUAGCCAAGACAGAUAAGUUUAAAACAAGGAAGAUCACAGACAUGUUCAGCGUACAGCCAAAAGAGAUUAAAAGCGCCGACGAUCAGGACGAGGAACCAUCUACUAGUUGUGAUGGUACUAAGGUCACCGAAAUAGAUAUAGAAGACAUAGGUAACACAAGUACGGAUAAAGACAUUACAAUCCGUCCGAUCGUCCACACGGUCAAGAGGAAACGGGAGGAGUCUCCGCCGAAGGCACAGACGUGGAAAGAAGCCCUGGGGUCGCCACCACCUUUUGGUACUACCAAGGCGGAAAGAAAGCAAUGGAUACUGUUUCAAAAGAAGAAAUGGCUUUGGCAAAUGGAGCAACGUGGUCUUCGCAAUCGAAAUAAACGAGGUAAAAUCGAUAAUGAGGUACAGGUGCCGCUUGCCGCCGCUGGUCCUGCUACAACUCUUGGUGGAUUUAUCAGACGAGCCCAACGCACACUGCUUAAUACUCCGUGGCAGAUUAUACAGAUUGCGGAAACGGCAGAGCCGGGCUCGUUCAAGGUGUGGGCCCUGGUGGGGUCGGAGCUGCACCAGGUGCGUCUGUCGGUGGCGCGCACGUUCUACGUGAACCAGCGCGUGGCGCGCGCGGCCGACUGUGGCGCGCUGUGGCGCAGGUGCAGCCGCCUGCUGCCGCGCGCGCAGCCCGCGCUGCACCUCUACCAGUACACCGUGCCGGAGAACGUCUACAGGGAGCACCAGGAACAACUAAUGGCUGAACUAUGUGCUCCAGAAAUCGAGGGAAUAUACGAAACUCAGAUGAGUUUAGAAUUCAGAGCUCUAGUGCAGCUUGGUUGCAUAUGUAUUGUCGAUCCACAAGAAGCAAGGAAACAAAUACAAUUUGGUUCCAAUAAUUUGGAUUCGUUUUCUCUUAAUCAGCUACAGUUUAAAAGUGUGGCACAUCAACCUUAUUUACAAAAACAGGACGGUGUUCCCCCAGUGAAGCACAUAUACAUCUACCAACACUCCACACCCAACUCGAGUCGGAGCAUGUGGGCGCUAGUUCUGCCGCCAGUCAAACGGGCUUAUUUAUACGUAUUAGACACCGUUAAAACUAAUCAAGUGCCUAAUAUGAACACUCUGUAUCAGGCCGAGAGAACCGCCAAGAUCAACCUGGGCACGGAGGAGAGCAGCCUGCCGGGCGCGGAGCUGUCGUGGGAGGUGGCGCUGGAGACGGACGUGCGGGGCGUGGCGCGGCGCCUGCAGCGCGCGCUGCAGCGCUACCGCGACGAGCGCUGCGGGCCCACGCUGCUGGCGCUGCAGGCCGCGCUCACGCCGCACGCCGCGCUGCACCACAUGCCGCUGAUAUCGGAGUUCCCCAUAGUCCGGCUGCACGUUCGUGAUGUGGAGACACUGUAUAACUCCCUGGACUGGCAGCGAGUGGGAGCGAGGGCCAUAGUUCGCCACUACCUUGGACUGGACGCUAUACUACAACUUACCGUGGAACAGUGCAGAUAUUUCCACGUUCCAUUAGGCAACAUGCCUGCGGACCCAACACUGUUCGGUGCGGACCUGUUCUACGCGCGACACCUCAUCAAGCACAACUUCGUACUGUGGUGCUCCAACACCGACCGACCGGACUUGGGCGGAAGGGAGAACGACGAUAACAGAUUAGUGAGUGAAGUAGAGGAGCUGUCGGGCUGCACGCACAACAGCAGCGGCGCGUACGGCAGCGUGUGCGUGGAGCUGGAGGCGGACGCGCUGGGCGUGUGCGCGCUGCUGCAGGCGCAGCACAUCCUGCAGCUCGAGGGCACCUCCGUCUCCACCUCCUUCGGCGCGCAGCACCACAACAUACAAGACGUGCUCUCCAACACCGGUGCGAACGCAUCUCUAAGCUACGACGAAACAACGCAGUGCAGCGCAGCGUUCAAAAUUCUACGGACAAUGGUUGCAUCUUGGCUCCGUGACGUGACACAAUACAAAAAUGUAUUCGCCGACUUUCAGAUAUCACACUUUUAUAGAUGGCUUAAAACCUCGUCAUCACUGCUGUACGAUCCAGCCCUACGUAGAACUCUGUACAAUUUAAUGAAGAAAUUGUUCCUGAUGUUGGUGGCAGAGUUCAAACGUCUAGGCUCUCAAAUUGUGUUCGCAGACUUCAAUAGAAUACUUCUGUGUACUAAGAAACAUUCUGUAAUGGAUGGAAUCGGUUACGUGGAGUUCGUAGUGCAAAGUAUCAGAAACAAAGAGUUAUUCCAUGGUAUCGACAUUAGAUACAAGCAGUGUUGGUCCUAUCUGUUAUGGCUUGAUGAGGCCAACUACGCCGGAAUACAGGGCAAACUACCAGAAGGUUUGAACGAAGUCGGUUCAUCACAGUUGCCAACCGCUAGCGAAGAAAAUGGUAGCAAUGAGGAGGAUUCGAUCACCAUGCACUGGAACCUGUGCAACUUCCUGCCGGAGGUGGUGCGCGAGCCGUUCUGCGCGGCCGUGGGCGGCUACCUCAGCGCCGCCUGCGCACGCGCCGCGCAGCUGCCGGACAUCGUGCGCGGAGAGAUCUCGCAGAAACUUUUCCAGGUGACGGAAAAAAUCCAUACUCGGUACCCGGUACUGCGACCUUCGGACAUCGGCCCCCAGCCGGGGUUGAAGGCGGAUGCAUUUACCAGCGACGCGGCACCCGCUCUAUUGUACGUCAAUGCAGUCUGCAAAGUAUUCUCACUGGAUCCCUCUUUGGAAGAUGAGGUGACAUUACUCCGGCGCAAUCUCCUCCGCUUGAUCGGCGUGGGCGAGUUCAGCAACGCGGCGGAGUGGCGGGACGCGUGCAACACGUGCACCCUCACGGAGGUGAUCUGCAAGGUGUGCAACCACUGCCGCGACCUCGACCUGUGCCGCGACACGCACCGCGCCACGCACCACCAAGAACCAGUCUGUCUAUGCCCAACAUGCGGCACGCCUUAUGAAAACCAAGAGUUGGAGUGGCGACUAGUGGAGAUCAUGAACCGUCGCACCAUGGCGUUCAUGUUACAGGACCUUAUAUGUACCCGCUGUCACGAGGUGAAACGUGAUAACAUGACAAUGGUAUGCGAAUGCGCAGGCGCUUUUGCACUCAUGGUGUCUACCAAGGAGAUCCAAGCUCAGCUAACUACUUUCAAAACAAUAGCCGAAUAUUACAAAAUGCCACUACUCCUCGAACUAAUAGGCUUCCAUCUCGGCAAUAUGUGA